AGCCCAAAGUAAGUCACUCAAGCAUUCAAAAUCGCUUAAAGCUGCAUCACCUCUCUCUGAAUUCCUCUCCUUCUUGUGAUUUAACCGUCGACAUGGCUGGCUCCUUGGUCCUUAAACUCUCAGGCAUGGUUCUGUUGUGUAUGGUGGUGGCUGCACCAGUUGCAGAGGCGGCCAUAACAUGUGGGCAGGUGGCUAGCAGCUUGGGGCCUUGCCUUGGCUACCUCAAGGGUACGGUUACUCAAGUCCCUCCCGGCUGCUGCAAUGGGAUCAAGGGCCUCAGCAAAGCGGCCGUUACCACAGCUGACCGCCAGGCCGCCUGUGAGUGCCUGAAAAAGACCGCUGGUUCCAUCUCCGGACUCAACCCUUCUCUUGCUGCUGGCCUCCCAGGCAAAUGUGGUGUCAGUGUUCCUUACAAGAUCAGCACCUCCACUAACUGCAAAACUGUGAAAUGAGGACGACGGAGAAGAAACUUUUCAGCCACAGGAAAUAAUUAAAGUAGCUAGCUAGCUUUAUAUAAAAUAAAAAAAUGGGUGUUUGGUCCAUGUGGGGGCUCCUCAUGAGGGAGCCUCGUAUUAUUGUAUUAAUGUAAUAGUGCGGUUGCUGCAUGUUGUAUCGAUUACGCUAUGUGCUGGGUUAUUUUGUGUAAUAAAUAUAUCGAAACUACUGCUAAA
Molecule: messenger RNA, 671 nt
Organism: Carya illinoinensis
Lineage: Eukaryota; Viridiplantae; Streptophyta; Magnoliopsida; Fagales; Juglandaceae
Product: non-specific lipid-transfer protein 1-like
Exons: 2
Coding region: 93-452 (119 amino acids)
Biological process (GO): lipid transport
Cellular component (GO): membrane
Molecular function (GO): lipid binding
Source: RefSeq, a predicted model, not a curated record